Molecule: messenger RNA, 2803 nt
Organism: Cryptomeria japonica (Japanese cedar)
Lineage: Eukaryota; Viridiplantae; Streptophyta; Pinopsida; Cupressales; Cupressaceae
Product: protein MICROTUBULE BINDING PROTEIN 2C
Exons: 5
Coding region: 664-1869 (401 amino acids)
Biological process (GO): plasmodesmata-mediated intercellular transport
Molecular function (GO): microtubule binding
Source: RefSeq, a predicted model, not a curated record
UCAAGAGCCGUUAUUAAAUUCUACCGUUAAUAAACACAAAAACCGAAGAAAAUUGUGAAGCACAAUUACCAAUUAAUUACAAUCGUAUAAACCAGGAUUAGACACGGCCAGACAGAAAGAUCCACAGCUCAUUAUUCCACAUAAAUGUCUCUUAGCUCCCGUUUUGUAUGGAUUAUUAUGCUGCCGACCCAAUACUAAUUAUCAAUUCUUUCACUAUUGCAAUUUCUUGAAAUAAGCUCUUUUCUGCACUCAAAUUCUGUCAGUAGGCGUGAAAUGUGAUUAAAAGUAUUAUGCUCAAUCCCCGGAGUGAGAAGCUGUAACCUGAUUGCAAGAGAUCUUGUCUAAUGCUUCUAAUCUCAAGCGAUAGCUUGAUUGAUUUGUCCAUCGCCACAGAUCUUCAAUUUUCAUUCUCCGUCAAUUGACAGUACACAAAUGUAUUGAAGCUAAUGAUCGAUGUGAUGAGGAUCCGAGUUUAUGAAAUUGAAUCAUUUGGGUAUGCACAUAUGGCCAGAAAACGAAGUGGGUAUGUCGGUUUUCUAUAGUCAGCGGAUCUGUCAACGCGCUUACAAAAUUUCCGUUUCUGUCACUGCAGUUCAACCGAAAUUUUAUGAAUCGGAGAGCUCUUAGUUUGAAGUCUGAGUUAGGAGGAAUAUUUAUUGACUAAUGGAGAACAAUCAGUCUCUGUCAAUGGAUCGAAACUUCUUCAGAGAGAGCUUAUGGAAUGAUGUCAAAGGAUAUGGUAGUGUGCAAGAUUUUGGCAAUUAUCCUGCUUCUGCUUCUGGGUGGGGUUCUGGACCUUCUUCACCGUCUGUAGCAUCUCAGGCCACUGGGCAUGUAGAUAAAGAAUUGUACAAGAACUUACUUGAGAUGAUCCCCAUAGUGGAUUCCUUUAUGGAAAGCAGGGCAAACAAGUCUUAUGCUCAUCAAGGAACUCUGGUUUUUACCCCAAAACCCCCCAGGGAUUUGUCGUCUUCUCAAAAGAUGCUGGAGAGAAGAGGGGGGAAGACCCCAUCUACAAGAAGUGGCAAAAAGCAAAGAACACCAAAGGUGGGGGAAGUUGACAAUUGCAAAAAUAACAGUAUGGAGAAUGAAGAUUACUUGAUUGAUGAAGUGCAGCCAGACUCAACAAGAUCAUCUGCACCAGAUAGGGAAAAUCUAAGUACUGGAAACAAGUAUGAGCCUCUAAUUAGUGAAAACAACAUGGACCUACUUCGAUUGCAAAGCCAGAUUGAGGAGUUGCAGAAAAAAUUGGCAGAAAAGGAGGAGCUUCUGAAGUCUACAGAAAGUUCUGCUAUUCAGAUAGAAAUGAUGCAAGUCAAGUUGGAAGAACUUCAACAGCAGAAUCAAGAGAAGGAUAGCUUGAUCAAAUCUGCACAUCUUCAACUCUGUCAUAAGAAGAAUGAGCUAGCAGAUGUUAAGUCACUUUUGAAGAAGGCUGAAGAGGAUUCCCAGGCAUCCAAUCAGAAGGCACAGAAGCUCCAGGAUGAUCUAAAUGGAUUGCAACGCCAGAUUGCUGCUUUUAUUUCAUUUUUUGAAAUUCUUAAAGAGAAAUCCCCAAUCAAUAAAACAGAAGAGGUUCAAUCAUCUGAAGCUCCAGAUGUUGAUCCUAGCAUAUUAACACAUGAUUCCCAACUUAAUGGUCACCACAAGGAAGGGGUAGAAGAUGAAGAGUUUAUGGCUUUCUCUGAGGCAGACAAAACAGAGAUGGAGGCCAUGGAGCAGGCAAGGAAGGGGUAUUUAAAAGCUGUAAUUGCCGCAAAGAAUGAUCCAUGUGAAGAUACUCUAUCUGUGGCAGCCGAUCUCAGGUUACAGUUACAGCAAUUAUUGCUGAAACCAUCUUUGGAGAAUAUCCUAAAUGAUAAUCUGUGAGAGAAAGCCCUAAUAUUUCCAGUUGGCUUAGCAAUUGACAUAGCUUCCAGUAUACUGGCUUUCGUAAAGUCUAGAAGGUUUAUGUGAAUAGCAUAAGUUCCCCUCUAAAUUAGAUAGCAUUAGUCAUUGUUGAGGCUGAUCGGGAUGUGAUUCAAAAGUGAACUGGUAUAUUUCCUAUAAGAUGGUCACAGAUGAGCAUAGGGUGGUGUUGGGCAUAAAUGCUAACGGAUGUUUUGGAGACCUGGGUUCACUUAUUUAAUUGAUAUAGUUUUCUCCACAAAUAGUUUUUUUAAUGGUCUUUUUCGAAUUAUUGUAAAAUUAACCUUGGGGAAUGCUUGUUGGCAGUAUCAUGCAAAGACCAUUUUAAUCAUCAGAAUAACUGGGUUAUCUACUGAAACAGCUUGCAAGCUGGAUUCUCAUAUACUGAAUAAACAAGUUGUCCACUGUCAAUUUCAGGGUGCUUCUUUUGGUCUGAACUUUUCAUGCAUCAGUUAUCACAAUGUUUGCAAACUAUGAAGUACCCUUUGUCUUCUGCUAAGCCAAUACAAUUUCCACUGAAAAGUUACAUGAUGGCGACAGAAAGAAAGGAAGCACCGCUCUUAGCAUGUAAAAUGUAUUUUGAAAAUGGAUGUGAACUUAGCGACAUAUUGUAAUACACUACAGUGAUUACUAUGGAACAUAACUGAUUGGUUUUGUCCUGAAUGACCCUUAUAUUGAAGGUUGGAUGAGUUGCUUUUGACACAUCUACAAGAUCAGUUGACCCACAACACUCCUUGAGCAUUAUUUCAUGUAAUCCAAGUGAAAACCUGGAGAGCCUGAAAUCUUUGUAUGUAACUAUAAUUUAUAAUGUGUCUUGAACUGAUUUUUAAAUUCCCAGUCUGCAGUUCUUAAUGUAACUUCUAAAGACCAAUAAUUGUGACAGUUAUUACCCUUA